AUAUUAUUGGCGACAGCGUGAUGGCGGGCUCCGCGCUGGACGAGUUGCCACGCUGGAGCUGGCUGCUGGGGUUCGACCUGCGGAGCGCCACGCUCAUCAUCGCCACCAUCGGCAUCAUACACCCGUCGGCGUACAUCUACUCGUGCAUCGUGCACCGCGGCUGCCUGUUCACGGCGGCGUGGCUGCUCGCCGCCGCCUGGUGCGCCUUCAGCGUGGCGCUGCUCGUGGGGAUCCUGCAAGGCUUGGCGCUGACGUACGAGUGCUGGGUGUGGUUCACGCUGGUGUUCGCGCCGCUCAUGAUCCUGCUCAUGGGGGCGCUGGCGGCGCACUGCUGCCUCCGCCUGUACGCCUCGCUCGCCGCCUUCUGCACGCCCGUGCUGGCCAUCGUCUUCUACUGGAUAACACUGUAUUUCGCGUUCGUGGUGAACAGCGAACGCAUGUCUCGGUUUUCUUGA
This is a messenger RNA of Cydia fagiglandana, 455 nucleotides long. RefSeq lists its product as uncharacterized. Lineage: Eukaryota; Metazoa; Arthropoda; Insecta; Lepidoptera; Tortricidae. The coding region runs from base 21 to 455 and encodes 144 amino acids. The transcript has 4 exons. The record is from RefSeq and is a predicted model, not a curated record.